AAAAUGAUGUAUGUCCUUGAAAAUUAUCUCGAGCUGUGGGGUAGACAGAGUAUAAAAGGCUGGUCUUAAAACCAUGAGGACACACCACUCAGAGGUCUCAACAUGAAGGUUCUCAUUCUUCUGGCUCUGUUCGCUGCAGCUUAUGCUGCUCCUCUGAAUGAUGAUGACGACAAGAUUGUUGGUGGAUAUGAAUGUACUAAGAAUGGUGUUCAGUACCAGGUUUCCCUGAACAGUGGCUACCACUUUUGCGGUGGCUCUCUGAUCAGCAACCUCUGGGUCGUGUCUGCUGCUCAUUGCUACAAGUCACGUGUCCAGGUGCGUCUGGGUGAGCACAACAUUGAUGUCACUGAGGGCACUGAGCAGUUCAUCGACUCCACUAAGGUCAUCAGACACCCCAGUUACAACAGCUAUACUCUGGACAAUGACAUUAUGCUGAUCAAGCUGAGCAGUGCCGCCUCUCUGAACAGCUACGUUAAGACUGUUUCUCUGCCUUCAAGCUGUGCUUCAUCUGGUACCAGCUGCCUGAUCUCUGGAUGGGGAAACAUGAGUGCCAGUGGAAGCAAUUACCCCAGCCGUCUGAUGUGCCUUAAUGCUCCUAUCUUGAGUGACUCCACCUGCAAAAGCGCCUACCCUGGUGAGAUCACCUCCAACAUGUUCUGCGCUGGCUUCAUGGAGGGAGGCAAGGACUCCUGCCAGGGUGACUCCGGCGGCCCCGUCGUGUGCAACGGCCAGCUUCAGGGUAUUGUGUCCUGGGGUUACGGCUGUGCCCAGAAAAACCUACCUGGUGUCUAUGUCAAGGUCUGCAACUAUAACACCUGGAUCAGCAACACCAUGAGCUCCAACUAAUCUCCCUGAGUUUUUAGAGUCCAUAAUCUUGGCAUGUUGCAAUAUCAUUUGGCAAACUAAAAUAAACAUCUGAUACCAAACAUUAAA
Molecule: messenger RNA, 933 nt
Organism: Megalobrama amblycephala (Wuchang bream)
Lineage: Eukaryota; Metazoa; Chordata; Actinopteri; Cypriniformes; Xenocyprididae
Product: trypsin-3-like
Exons: 5
Coding region: 103-846 (247 amino acids)
Biological process (GO): proteolysis
Molecular function (GO): serine-type endopeptidase activity
Source: RefSeq, a predicted model, not a curated record